AUGUCCCCACUCCCAAAGAGGAAAAAUUGGAAAGCCUUAAACAUUUCUUUUUAAGAUUCAGAUUUGGAUCCUCUGCAACACAAGUAGGUGAAGGAAAAGGAAUUAUGAAACUGUAGUAGAAGUAGUACCCUUCUGAUUAUGUUCUUGUUUUUUUUGUUUGUUUCAAGUUAAGGAAGUCAGAAGAACAGUCUCUUCAGUUUUAGGCUUUUGUUCUUCUUGGUCACAACACACUGGUGUUGAUGGUGAUUGUAGAAAUUUGUAACAUGCAUAUUCAGUUUCUUGUGAUUAUUCCCUUGGAAAUCUGAUCUGGGUCAUCUUUUUUUUCUCCAUUUUCACACUGCUCGCUUUGUGUUUGUUAGUUUGUCUCAACGAAUCUCAGAAUCAAAGGGAAAUUGGUUGUGGUUUUUUAUUUGUCUGGUUUCAAAUUUGGUACCAAGUUUGUUCAUUUCACUGGUUUUUUUUAGGUUACUUUGUUGCUAUUGAGUUCUUGGUAUUGGGGUAUUUUUGUUUUUUGUUUUGUUUUGGGUGAGAUGAAACAUAUAGGGUAGGCUGGUUCUGGUUUUGGGGUUUAGAAUAGAUAAUGGGAUCUCAAGGUGGAACAAUCCAAGAGGCAAAGAAUGGGCCAUUGGCUAGGCAAGGGUCUUUGUACAAUCUUACUCUUGAUGAGGUGCAAAACCAGCUUGGGAAUUUGGGGAAACCCCUGGGAAGCAUGAAUCUGGAUGAGCUUCUCAAGAGUGUGUGGUCUGUAGAAGCUGGUCAGGCCUCUGGGUUGGAUUCUGGCACUGAUGCUUACAUGCAACAUGGUCAGGUAGCUUCUGGUUCAUCUAUGAUUCCACAGGGGGGCCUAACAAUGUCUGGGGAACUUAGUAAGAAAACUAUUGAUGAGGUUUGGAAGGAUAUGCAACAGAAGAAGGGUGCUAAUCAUGAUAGGAAAACUCAAGAUAGACAAGUUACACUGGGUGAGAUGACCCUGGAGGAUUUCCUAGUGAAGGCUGGGGUGGCUGGUGAAUCUUUUCCUACUGAGGAUAAUGCAACAUCAGUGGUUGAUUCACAGCAGAAUGCGUCUCAGCAGGCUCAUUGGAUGCAAUACCAGCUCCCUUCAGUGCAGCAGCAGCAGCCCCCACAACAACAGCAUCAAAAUCCGCAGAACAAUAUGAUGACGGGGUUUGCAGGAUAUAUGGCUGGUCAUGUGGUUCAGCAGCCUCUCGCGGUUGCGGUGAACCCAGUUUUAGAUGCAGGAUACUCUGAAGCAAUGGUGACUGUGUCACCAUCUUCUUUAAUGGGUACCUUAUCAGAGUCACAAACUCCGAGUAGGAAAAGGGUUGCCUCUGGUAUUGUGGUUGAGAAAACUGUGGAGAGGAGGCAGAAGAGGAUGAUUAAAAAUAGGGAAUCUGCAGCUCGCUCACGGGCUAGAAAACAGGCUUACACACAAGAACUGGAAAUUAAAGUUUCACGUUUAGAAGAAGAGAAUGAGAGGCUUAGAAGACAACAUGAGAUAGAACAAGUAUUGCCAAGUGUGCCACCACCUGACCCUAAGCACCAGCUUCGAAGAACGAGUUCAUCUCCGCUUUGACAGGUUCAUUGGAAAUGGAUUUCGUGCAAGGUUUCAUGCACUUCCAUAGUCAUCAUUUGCAACAUAUAUUUGUAACAAGUUUCCAACACUUGGAAGGCUAUUUUCCUAUGGGGCAGUGCUAGUAUUUAUUCUCUUCAGCUUAUCCUCUUGUAAGAGUGUUUUCCUGUAUGUACAUUUCCUAAGCUCGACUUCUAAUUUACCUAGCACUAUAAAUAUGUUUUGCUCUAAUUGUGGACACAUUGUGACUUUACUACCGAGUUUUUUACCUUA
This is a messenger RNA of Lotus japonicus, 1843 nucleotides long. RefSeq names its product ABSCISIC ACID-INSENSITIVE 5-like protein 2. Gene Ontology annotation, biological process: positive regulation of DNA-templated transcription. Lineage: Eukaryota; Viridiplantae; Streptophyta; Magnoliopsida; Fabales; Fabaceae. The record is from RefSeq and is a predicted model, not a curated record. The coding region runs from base 581 to 1573 and encodes 330 amino acids. Gene Ontology annotation, molecular function: DNA-binding transcription factor activity. The transcript has 3 exons. Gene Ontology annotation, cellular component: nucleus.